Zygotorulaspora mrakii is the source of this 438-nucleotide messenger RNA. RefSeq names its product Tca17p (gene TCA17). The record is from RefSeq and is a predicted model, not a curated record. Lineage: Eukaryota; Fungi; Ascomycota; Saccharomycetes; Saccharomycetales; Saccharomycetaceae. The transcript has a single exon. Gene Ontology annotation, biological process: endoplasmic reticulum to Golgi vesicle-mediated transport. The coding region runs from base 1 to 438 and encodes 145 amino acids.
AUGGAUGCUACACCAAGUUUCAUUUCCCUGAUAGAUGAGUACAACACGCCAUUGCUUGUACAUGUUAAUGUAAAAGAAAAGGAUGACGUAAACAGAGUUUUGAAAUAUAACGUUUUUUCAAACAUUUCUCUGGAUUAUUUCGAAAGUCAAUUGUUUCAGUGGACAUCCCUUGAAUCACAUUCUGAGGUCAAAUUACUUUUCCAACUGGAGGGUGUUACCGUUUACGGUUGCCUUGUAAAAUCAACUGGUUUAAAAAUAAUUGUAGGCUUUGAACAAGAAGAAACUAUUGAGGAGGACAUUGUUGCGUUGUUAUUUACUAAAAUAAAAAAAGUAUAUUUGCGAGUCAAACUUAAUCCUUUUAUUUCUGCUCUUAAAGAUGAUAAUAGACGAAAGGAAUUAGUGAACAAGUUGAACGAGAAAUUUGAAGAAGAGUUUUAA